This is a messenger RNA of Dissoconium aciculare CBS 342.82, 3232 nucleotides long. RefSeq lists its product as uncharacterized. Gene Ontology annotation, molecular function: DNA binding. NCBI's taxonomy places the organism in Eukaryota, Fungi, Ascomycota, Dothideomycetes, Mycosphaerellales, Dissoconiaceae. Gene Ontology annotation, biological process: regulation of DNA-templated transcription. The coding region runs from base 244 to 3117 and encodes 957 amino acids. The record is from RefSeq and is a predicted model, not a curated record. The transcript has 2 exons.
UGGAUCCCGCAACAUGUCUGGCCCGAUCGGCCAUGUGACCAGUGCCGCGCACAUAAAUUACAGUGCUACACACAGGGAGGACAGCCCAAGUGCACAUCCUGCUUCAUCCUCGCCAAAGAUUGCAGUCUUGCACUCUCCCACCCAUUCCAUAUCGAAAGUCCGUCCGCAAACAAGACCUCCGGCACUUUCCGCCCGGUCUAUGAAGAUGUUGCUGUCGGGCAAGACACAUGCCUCGCUGCUGAGAUGGAUGCCGAGCAAGAUUUGCAGGGCGAGAACGCUGCGUCAUCCAUCCCUUCGGCUAUGAUUUCGGAGACGCCCAAGCGAAAAGGGAUCCGAUUCCCACGUUUCGCAGUCAAGAUCUUACGAAACUGGCUGGAAACACACAAAUCGGACCCUUAUCCCACCGAGGAGCAGCGGCUUCAACUGGAAUUGGAAACCCAACUCACACCGACACAAAUCACAAAUUACCUCGCCAAUGGCCGCCGCCGGCGGAAGAUUGCGGAGAAGAACAAAUCAAAGCUCGGCCGCUCGCCACGUCUGCAACCGACGACCAGUCCCAUCGCCAUCCCUAUCGCAGUAGACAAACCUUGGGACGAGCUCAACCCGCUUGAACGAUGGAGAAACUCGCCCCCAGAAAACGAACCUGCUGCCCUGAAUGAUAUCGUCUACGCCGUCGUUCAAUCCGAUCUACCCUCGGAGACGCCAGCAGAGGAGACGCCGAGUCAUGGUCGACGCGGUCAAGGCUCCAGCAGCGGCUCCAACCCCUCUCGAUUUCAUGCCCCCUCCACUGUCUCCCAGGAGACAUCUUCGGGGAUGACAUCGUCCAUGUCAGCGUCCAGCGCGGCAUUCUCUCAUGGAUCGUCUCGCUCGAAAUCGACGCAUGGCUCGUUUGGAUCGUUCGGCUCGAGCUUGAUCGGUAAGAAGGGACGGCAGCGGAAGCGGCGUGCUCCUCCAUUGUCCAAGACUUCAGCCGUGCAGAAAAGAAUAUUCCAAUGUACUUUCUGCACGGACACUUUCCGAACGAAAUACGACUGGACUCGGCAUGAAAAGUCUCUCCACCUGUCCCUCGAGAAAUGGAUCUGUGUCCCGGACGGACCGAUCAUCACAAACAGCCUGACAGGCGAACCGCGAUGUGCAUACUGCGACGAGCCGAACCCAGAUGCCGACCAUCUCGAAACACACAACCAUAAACAGUGCGAUGAGAAGGGUCUCGACUCUCGGACCUUCUACAGGAAGGAUCACCUCCGUCAACAUCUCCGCCUCAUGCACGGCUGCGAGCUCCGUCCCGCGAUGCAAUCCUGGCGCUCCACCGCCGAUCAGAUCAACAGCCGCUGCGGAUUCUGCUCGCAGCGCUUCGCCACAUGGUCGGAACGUACGGACCACCUCGUCGCGCAUUUCAAAGCCGGCGCGACCAUGACCGAGUGGAAGGGCUGUCGCGGGUUCGACCCGGCCGUCGCGGCGCAGGUCUCGAACGCCAUGCCGCCAUAUCUCAUCGGCGUGGAGACGGUCAGCCCGAACCCGUUCAGCGCGUCGAGGUGGAACACCACGCCCCUCGUCGUCGAUCGGUCGCUGCCGGAUGAUGAAAAUCUGCUGCGCGACGGCGUGCCCGAGAAGCCAUCCGGUACCCGGACAACUUGUUGGGAAAUGCUUACGAUUCACCUCGGCAGGUAUGCGAAGCAGAUGGCUGCCAAGGGCGAAACCGUCACGGAUGAAAUGCUGCAGGCCCAGGCUCGCCGGAUCAUCUAUGAUUCGGACGAUUCGUGGAAUCAGACCGCGGCGGACAAUCCGGAGUGGUUGGGUUUAUUCAAGAAGGCUUCUGGUUUGGACUUCGUCCCCACGGAAAUCGGUGGCCAGGGCGCUCGAAUCCCCGAUGAUCUCGAGACCUACGGCGACCUCGGCCUGCGCAUCCCCUUCGCCCUGCAACUCCAAGCCUUCAGCGAAUCCCUCAACGGCCUCGACGCCAAGCACAACGGCAUCAACCUCUCCUCCUCCCCACGGGACUCCCAUCGAGUCGCCAAACCGUACCAACGCGCCCUGGAGCUCCGCCGGUCCGACCUCAAAGAGAUCUACGAAGACCUCUCCUCGACCAACUCGGGCUACCAGGGGCCGCAGAAAUGCGCCCAUCGCAAAUGUCACCGCAACUACAUCGACGUCGCGCUCGUCGACGGCGUCUACACCCCCGGCCCGCGCAUGUGGCGCUGGUGCGACGCCGAAUUGGAACCCGAACGCGCCGCGCGCGUCACCAGGAAACUCGGCUCCGGAUCGAACAAACUCGGCCAUCUGCUCUCCCCCUCAUCGUUCCCCGCCGGCGGGGUCGGGGGUGCACCGGGCCUGCCCAUCGACACGCACGCUGUCUUCGACCCCCUCGCCCUCCCCGCCGAUACCGUCGUCGCCGCGAGCCUCCGCGCCGAGAGCAUCCUCCGCAUGCAGGACGAACCUACCACCCCGCCCGUGGGCCUGGACGGCCACUAUUUCCAUUUCCCGCCACCGAACCAUCAUCAACAGCAACAGCAACAGCAGCAACUCCUCGACCCGCGCUUACACCCCACCUCGUCGUCCACGCCAAACUAUGCCUUCGGCCUCGACGCCAUCGGGGAUAUCGGCCAGGACCUCUUCUCCCUCCAGCAGCCGCAGCAGCCGCAGCGGAAUCUCGCGUUCGACCCUAGCAGUAUCGUCAGAGAUGCUGCCACUACAACUGCAGGCUCCGCAUCGACGUCGACAGUCAGUCCGACCACGACCUCGACCGAUUUCUUCCUCGCUGCUCCGUCCUACACCCUGUUGCAGCCGCGACAGACCCCGACGAUAACCUCCCCCGAGACGAGCCUCGCGCUGUUCGAGAAUCAGGUCGAGGAGUUCUUCCGGCUGGAGGACGCCACCGUGGCCACCGCCCCUGCGCCUGCUGCCGGGGCUGAUAUUGGAAACGGCGUCGGGAUCGCAAUGGGGAACAGCCCGUCGACCAAAUCCCCUUUUGCCAUGGACUUGACGAGUGCCGGUGGAAGGAAUGGUGCGUUUGCCGGGUUGUGGAAUGGGGAGGAGGAUGCGGCGAUGAUGGUGUUUGGGGAGGGGGAGGAGGGGAUCUUUGAUCUGGAUUUGAGGAUGGAGGAGGGGGGUUGGUGAUGAUCUAUCAACGCGAGGACUUCACGGAAUUGAGGAGGGAGAGUCAUGGGAAUCAUGCGCUAUUUUUUUUUCUCCGGUAGAUUUUAUGGGCUAUAAUGAAGAUUUACGACGACUC